This is a messenger RNA of Lates calcarifer (barramundi perch), 1836 nucleotides long. It is a transcript of the gene lysmd1, whose product is annotated as LysM, putative peptidoglycan-binding, domain containing 1. Bases 401 to 1090 code for a protein of 229 amino acids. The transcript is spliced from 3 exons. The record is from RefSeq and is a predicted model, not a curated record. NCBI's taxonomy places the organism in Eukaryota, Metazoa, Chordata, Actinopteri, Centropomidae.
CGUAACAAGGCAUUCCACACGGCAGCCAUGGCAACAUAUGGCAUGAGACAGCUGACUGCAGGAGUUAUGAAAAUAUUAACGUGAACAACUUUCUCAGCAACUUUUCAGGUGUUUGUUUGAGAGAAAGGGUAGGUUAAACCUGUAGUUAAGUAAGUUACUGUAGUGGCUGUGGCAAGGGCUCGACUGGUAACGUUAGCAGCUUGACAGUUUGACGGUUGACAAAAGAACAUGCGUCAACGGUAAUUAAGUUGAUAAACUUAGCUAGCAGGCUAACUAAGCUGCUAGUUUGUGACCUUAGCGCACAUUUAGGCGAACUGAGCUGUGUCCUCAUGGUGUGAACAACAUUGAAGUUUGCUCGUGACCGUAUUUUGUCACGACUUCGUCAACAACGGUUGCGAACAUGUCCGGGGAACACGCAUCUUUACCAGGCGAUGUGAACGGCCUGCUCCGCGGGAGCCGCACAAGAUCUUACGGCAGUUUGGUCCGAUCUCCGCUCUCUCCGGUUCGCCAGAGACGCAUUGAACACAAAAUCCAGCCAGGAGAGACACUGCAAGGCCUGGCCCUGAAAUAUGGAGUGUCUAUGGAGCAAAUCAAAAGAGCAAACAGGCUGUACACCAAUGACUCAAUAUUCCUGAAGAAAUCCUUGUCGAUCCCUGUGCUGUCAGAGUUGGAUGAUUGCAGUAAUGGGGUGGAUUUGGCUGAAGGGGACAGUGAAGAAGACAAUGCUGGCCAUGCUCCUGCGCAAAAUGGGCACACAGCAAUGAGCUCUUCUGAGAAUAAGCAAGAUGAUGACAAAGAAAGAGCAUCAGACCUUACUCCAGUGGAUUUUUUGAAGAGGUUGGAUGAUUUGAUAAACCAGUCCAAGCAGGCUGCUGUCAAAGGAUGCCAGGAAGCAGAGAAAAGGGUUGCCGCCCUAGAAGCAGCUUGCACCAGCAGGACAUCAGACUGGCGGCCUCUUACAAGGUCACAGAGUGUUAUUUCAUCUUCCAGAAUGCAGCAGCAGCAGGCGGCACAUGGGGCAGUACCCCUCACUAUCACCAAACUCACCAAGAAACUGAAAGACAGGGAAGAUGAAAUUUUUGAACUGUGAUGUGUGUGUGUGUUUUUUUUUUUUUUUUUUUUUUUUUUAAAGAAACUUCUGGAAAGACAUGUUGCUGGGUUUGACCUCCAGGACAGUAGACUGUUACAGAUAAAGGAGUAGAUUCCUUGUGACCCCCCUGCUGCUGUAUGGAUUUAAAGUGUAAAGGUUUUUUCAUAAUGCCAUUUUAAAACAGACCUUGUAAUGUGGAAUUACACAGUCUUUUAACUCUCUUUAAAUGAAUAUUGCACUCUUGUAGCCUUGUUAUUUAUUUGUUGAGAUAUACUGUAGGUUAUAUGUUCAUAUGGCCUACAACUUUGUUUUACAGAGCUUGUUUUCACAGUAGCAGGAAAUAAGAGCGUGAACUGUUAAAAAUGAAAAUCUGCGGUCACAUGUUGGUUUACUCAUAUGACUGUUCAUAUGGUCAACUCAACACGUGGUUGUGUGUUAUGCUACCUCACAGCCUGAUAAUGCAAAGAUGGCAGAUUUUUCUGACUACAACCUUUUAGCCAUGCUAUGUAAAGUAUACAAAUCAUGUUCACUGUAAUAUUAAGAGCACAAAAUUGCUCAUAAAUGGGUCUUUGUCUGUCACUGUUUAAUAAUUAAAAUUCCAAUGUAGCCAAAAUUUAAAAAAAGAAAAAAGACACGUUUGUUAGAAUAUAUUUUGACAGCAGUAUUUUUAUUGUUUGUUAUGGGAAUGUUUUGGUUCAUGGCAGUUUUGUAUAGUUCUUUUUAAAAUAAAAAAGGUAUUGAUCUCA